AUGGCUCCGGCGGGGUCAGGCCGGAGGGACCGGAAGCACAGCGGGCGCGGGUGGCGGGCUCCCCUCCCCAGCCGGGUGCCGGCGCUGAGUGACUUCUCCCCUCUCCCCGCAGCUGACCUGCUCCAGACCGAGCCCGCGGAGGCCCCGGCGGUGACCCCGGAGUUCGCCGCGGGACAGGGCGGCGGGAGCGGGAGCAGCGGGAGCAGCAGCGCGGCGGCGGCGUUUCACUGCCCGCAGGGCCCGGCCGGCCGCGCCCCGGGCUGCCGCUCGGUCUCGGUGGUGUUCCCAGGCCCCGUGACCCAACAGGGCUGCUGCCACUUCGCCUGCGAGCUCCUCAAGCACGUGCUGUACCAGCGGCACCAGCUGCCCCUGCCCUACGAGCAGCUCGCCUACUUCUGCAGGAGGGCGCUGCCCCGCCAGCCGCAGGAUGGAGAUGCAGUUAAGAAGUUGCCACAUCCCCUAGACCUAGGGAGCAGCAGAAAGUGCCAGCAGUUGCUAAUGGACCUGGAGGGAGUGUUCUGGCACUUGGAAGCCAUAUUCAACCUGACAUUGGUCCCUCGGGUCCUUAUUCUAGUUGGAGGAAAUGCCAUGAGCCCCAAGGAGCUCUAUGAGAUCAACUUGGAGGGCAUCUCUGUAGGCAAUGCUGAGGAGAGCCUGCAAACACCAUCCUGUGUUCGUAAGCUUUUCCACUCACUCUUCCUUGCAGACGUCUUCAGUGAGUUACAGGCUGUUCCUGUCAUGGGAACCAUUGUCAUGGUCCAAGGCCACCGUGACUGUGGCAUUGACUGGUUCCGACCCAAGCUCAACUACAAAGUGCCAACACGUGGAAGGAAGUUGACUGUCAACUUGUCCUGUGGUGGAAACAGCAGUACAAAUUCAUCUUUUCAGCAGGGAGUGACCUCUGUGUGGGACAACUACAUAUGGUUCCAAGCACCAGUGACAGUUAAGGGUUUCCAUGAAUGACUCUUGAUCUAUAGCAUUUUAAUGAGACAUUUUAAAUCAGUUGGUGCUACUUUAGUUGAUGCAAAAGAAUGUUUUUAUGAUCUGUAACUACACCUCUGAAUCCUAUAUCCAGGGAAUCUGCUACAUGCAUGAAGCUGGGGUGUGUUCCACUGUCCAUACAACAGAGCUUUAAAUAUCCUCAUACAAGUGGAAAGCACUAGAGCAGUUUUGCCCACAGAUGAGGUUUCUUAGGGGAACUGAGUCAGGAAGAAGGAAUUCCCUAGAGGGUUGGUGGGAGUAAUUUUGUUUGUGCAGCAUGCCCACUUACUCAGCCAAUACUUGAAGCAGCCUUUUCUGGGAGUAUCAUGGUGUUCACACACUGUUCUCCUCUGCUUGCUGAUAAAGUAGUAUACAAUAUUAAUGGAUGAAUUGGGACUUGAUUAAUGGGUGCUUAUGCUUAAUUUGGGGCUGAUAAAGGCUAUCUAGCAGGUCAUAUUAAGCCACUCAGGAUCUCAUCUCCUUUACGGUCUAGUAAUUCCAUGGAAAUGGAGGGAGGUUUGGGAGUUGCAUAGCUAUAAGAAGAAUCACUAAGGGAUGUAAUUAUGUGCGAGGAAUGCUCUAAAGAGGGAGACCUCUAACCAUGCCCAGCACUGCUUUUUCUAUACUUGUGGAAGAAUGGAUGUCUGAUCAAUGCCACUUGCACCCAAUGUGAGAAGGCUCUGGAUGUUUUAAAUUUUCCAGCUAUCAGUGAAACCAUAUAAAUGAUUCAUGUUUCAUUUCUAUGAAUGGCUGAGGCUCUUCACUAAUAUCAAACUGCACAGCAUCUGAUGCCCAUUUUAAACUAGGAAGGUCUUGAAGCUUGUGGAUUUCACUUUAUAGCCCUUCCUGUUCCUCCCUGCCCCAAUUCAGCAGAAGGUUAGGGGUUUGUAAAGGUACAAGUGUUUCACUUGCUUUAUGCUGUUCUUCCCCUAUAUACAAUCAGUUUGUCAAAUAUAUAAGUUGUUACCCAUUCUAAGUUUUGUUACAGAACUAGCAUACCUAUCACUGUCCUCACUAAUCUGUUCUGAAAGGAGAUGGGAUACUUCCAGUUUCUCAGUAACUGCACUCAAUUUUAGGCUGUUACCUUAGGUUAGAAAUGGAAGUGGGGCAGUAAAGUACCCUAGAAAGGGUAAUGUCUUGCAUGUGACCUAGGAGCAUAAGGAGGAGUCAUAGCAGAUGGGUGAGAUUCCAAAGGACUGGAGAAGGACACUUAGUACCCAUCUAUAAA
This is a messenger RNA of Chelonoidis abingdonii (Abingdon island giant tortoise), 2209 nucleotides long. Lineage: Eukaryota; Metazoa; Chordata; Testudines; Testudinidae. The record is from RefSeq and is a predicted model, not a curated record.